AUGUUUUUUAAAGGUAAAAAAAAAGAUAAAGAAAAGGAAAAAUCACAUGGUAAUAUUGGAAAUGUAAUAUCAGUUGAAAAUAAAACAGGUAGUCAAUCAAAUUUACAUGUUGAACAAAAUUUAUCAAAUGAAGAUUUAAAAAUUCAAUUCUCACAAUUACUCUAUGAAUUGGGUGUACCAGAAGCAAAAAGAGUUGAAAUGGAGUUAUGGUCAAAUGAUAAGAAAUGGAUGUUAUUAGUUCAAAAUAAAGAUAAAAUCAAAGAGAAUGAAGAAAAGAUGAAACAAAAAGGUUCACUCUAUGAAACACCACAAUUUUAUCUUUCAUUAUUACGUGAAAAUGCUUCAAUUCAAAAAACAAUCUCUGAUCUUAAAGUAUCGUUGGCUUCAAAUAAAUUAUCUUGGAUUGAUUCUUUCAUUGGUUUAUCAGGUUUUGAUGAAAUUUUAAAAAUUUUUCAAACUUUUCAAUUAAAACCAGAAAAAAAUUCAAUUGAUUUUUUAAUUUUAUUUGAUUGUGUUAAUAUUAUAAAAUCAAUAUUAAAUAGUCAAAGUGGUGUUAAAUCAGUGAUGACAACAUCACAUACAUUUAAAGUAUUGGUAUUAUGUUUAGAUCAAAGUUAUCCACCAGAAUUAAGAAAUGCAGUAUUACAAUUGACAGCAGCAUUAACAUUGUUACCAACGGUUGGACAUAGUUAUGUAUUGGAGGCAAUUGAAAAUUUCAAAGUUUCAAAUCGUGAGAAAGUACGUUUCCAAACCAUUAUUGAGGGUGCAAAAUCAGUAUCAAACACUCAACUUCAUUAUGAAUAUUUAACAAGUUUUAUGAAUUUAGUAAACUCUAUCGUAAAUUCACCAGCAGAUUUACAAGUUCGUAUUGGUUUACGUUCAGAAUUUACCGCUUUGAAAUUGAUUGAAUUAAUAUCAAACUCAAAGGGUGUCUCUGAAGAUUUAGACACUCAAAUCAAUCUAUUCUUUGAAUGUAUGGAAGAGGAUAACGAUGAAGUUGGUGCACAUUACAAAGAGGUUAACAUUAGAUCACCAAGUGAAGUUAGCACUAAAAUAGAUACCCUAUUACAAAGUCAUCCAGCACUUCAUCAUCAUUUCAUUUCAAUCAUUAAAGGAUUAUAUACUUUAGCUUCAACUCAAUCUGAUUUAGGUGGUUCAAUGUGGAAUAUUUUAGAUGAAUCUGUUGGUUUAAUCUUAAAAGAUCCUUCAAAAGAAUCUCAACUUGAAAAAUUACAAAAUGAAAAUAAUAAUUUAAAAUUACAAUUAUCUGAAAUAAAAUUAAAUAAUAGUAAUAAUAAUAAUAAUAAUAAUAAUAGUAAUAAUAAUAAUAAUGAUAGUAAUGUUUCAACUCCAAAUAUUAAUACUGGUUCACCUUUACUUCCACCACAACAAUAUCAAGAUCUUGAACAAAAAUUACAAUUAACUCAAAAUGAAAAAAAUGAAUCACAAAAUAAAGUUAAACAGUUGGAAUCAGAGAUUAAAGGUUUAAAUUCAACUCUUACAGGUUUACAAUUAAAAGUUACAAAAUUAGAAGCAGAUUUAUUAAGUGUUAGUGUUACAACACCACCUUCAGAUACUAAUGGUACUACAUCACCACCAAUCGAAGCACCAUCAUCACCAUCAUUGGGUGCCCCACCACCACCACCACCACCACCACCUGCUCCACCAGUUUCAGGAGGAGGUCCACCACCACCUCCACCUCCACCACCACCAUCAUCAGGAGGAGGUCCACCACCACCACCUCCACCACCAUCAUCAGGAGGUCCACCACCACCACCUCCACCUCCAGGUGGAAUGAAAAAACCAGGUGCACCAGCUGUACCAAAUUUACCACCAAAAAAAUCAUCAGUACCAUCUGUUAAAAUGGUUGGUCUUCAAUGGAAAAAAGUUAAUAAUAAUGUAAUUGAAAAUUCAAUUUGGAUGAAUGUUAAAGAUUAUAAUUUGAAUGAUCAAUUUAAACAACUUGAAGAAUUAUUCCAAGUUAAAAAACCAACUGCAACUACUCCAACUGCUCCAGUAGGUGGUGCAAGUAAUGUAGCAGUUGGUGGUGGUAGUGGUUCAAAAUCAAUAGUAUCAACACCAACUAUCAGUAUUUUAGAUCCAAAAAGAUCACAAGCAAUUAUGAUUAUGUUAUCAAGAUUUAAGAUUUCAUUUCCAGAUUUAAGUAAAGCAAUAACAAAUUUAGAUGAAAGUAAAUUAAAUUUAGAGGAUGCAAAAUCUUUAUUGAAAUUUGUACCAAGUUCAGAGGAAAUUGAAUUAUUAAAAGAAGAGGAUCCAUCAUGUUUUGGUAAACCAGAACAAUUCCUUUGGGAACUUAGUAAAAUCAAUAGAAUCUCUGAGAAAUUGGAAUGUUUUAUCUUUAAACAAAAACUUUCAACUCAAAUCGAAGAAUUAACACCAGAUAUUAACGCAUUAUUAAAAGGUUCAAUGGAAACCAAAAAUAAUAAAUCAUUCCAUCAAAUUCUAGAGAUUGUAUUAUCAUUGGGUAAUUUCAUUAAUGGUGGUACACCACGUGGUGAUAUUUACGGUUUCAAAUUGGAUUCUCUUAGUGGUCUAUUGGAUUGUCGUUCACCUUCAGAUUCAAAAGUAACCUUAAUGACUUGGUUAAUUCAAUUCUUGGAGAAUAAACAUCCAUCUCUUUUGGAAUUCCAUCAAGAGUUUACUGCAAUCGAUGAGGCAAAGAGAGUAUCAAUUCAAAAUUUACGUUCAGAAGUUGCUUCAUUAAAGAAAGGUUUAACAUUGCUAACUAAUGAAGUUGAAAAGAGUGAAGGUGCUUCAAAGACAAUUUUAAGUGGUUUCGUUGGUAAAUCAACAGAUGCCGUCACUUUAAUUGAAAAACAAUUUAAUACCGCCCUUGAAUCCUUUAAUUCAACCGUACAAUUCUAUGGUGAAGAUGUUAAAACUUCAUCACCUGAAGAAUUCUUCCAACAUGUUUCAAAAUUCAAAAAUGAAUUCAAACGUACAAUUGAAUCAAUUCAAAAGGAAAGAGAAAAUGUUCAAAAAUUAGCCGCUAGAAAGAAAGCUGCUGCUUCUGGUCCAUCUGUGCCAUCUGCUUCUGGUUCUUCAAUUAAUAUCGCUCCAAAAUCUGGUGUUUCUCCAAUUACUCCAACUUCAAAAUCUUCAAUUUCAAUCUCACAAAAACCACCACAAUCAACUCAACCAUCAAUUUCUGUUCAGCAACAACAACAACAACACCAUGGCGACGACGAUGAUGAUAUACCACAAAAUGGUACUUUUAUGGAUCAAUUAAUGAGUAAAAUGAAAGGUGGUGAAGCAAUUCGUGCAUCUAGAAGAGCUUCACAAUAUGUUUUCACUCAAAAUGGCGCUGGUGGUGUUGGUGCAAUCGAUGCAUUAAAUGCUGCAUUGAAAAAUAAAAAAUAA
Messenger RNA from Dictyostelium discoideum AX4, 3381 nucleotides. It is a transcript of the gene forB, whose product is annotated as actin binding protein. Bases 1 to 3381 code for a protein of 1126 amino acids. The transcript is spliced from 2 exons. The record is from RefSeq and is a predicted model, not a curated record. Lineage: Eukaryota; Evosea; Eumycetozoa; Dictyosteliales; Dictyosteliaceae. Gene Ontology annotation, molecular function: small GTPase binding; actin binding. Gene Ontology annotation, biological process: actin nucleation; actin cytoskeleton organization.